This is a messenger RNA of Pyricularia grisea, 1040 nucleotides long. RefSeq lists its product as uncharacterized. The coding region runs from base 178 to 660 and encodes 160 amino acids. NCBI's taxonomy places the organism in Eukaryota, Fungi, Ascomycota, Sordariomycetes, Magnaporthales, Pyriculariaceae. The record is from RefSeq and is a predicted model, not a curated record. The transcript has 2 exons. Gene Ontology annotation, cellular component: cytoplasm; cytoplasmic dynein complex. Gene Ontology annotation, biological process: microtubule-based movement. Gene Ontology annotation, molecular function: dynein intermediate chain binding.
UGAGCCCCAAACAGAGCCAGCCAUAAGGUAUGCAACGGUUACAUUCCCGCGACCAAUGUUCGAGAAAAAGCCUCCUGUUACUUUGCUACAGAAAGUCAACGUGUUUGUAAAACCAACAAAGGCAUAGUAUCAAUCCGCGCGCUUGUGCAAAUAUAUACCCGCCUACCUUACGCAGUCAUGGCAGAGACGGAUUUUCGAAGCUCAACGAACCAGAUCCCACCAUCGGGGAGCGCGGGGGAGGGCACACCCAUCACUGACGCUUUAGAGGAAACGCUCGGCCGGUUAAGCAAGAAGGCCGGCGUCAAAGCUACAAUCGUCCUCGAUCGUUCGACAGGAGCCAUACUCAAAACCAGCGGCGACUUUACACAAAUACGGCCUUCCAAGGCAGCGAGCGAAAACGCGGGGACGACGCAACCCGAUCCAUUCUCAAAGGAUGUCACAUCAGCUACAGCAAACAGCGAAGCCAGCGAUGGUGCGGAGCAGCUUGCGGCUAUGGUAUGGGGGUUCAUCGGCGCGGCGGGCACGUUGGUAGAAGAUCUUGAUACUGAGGAUGAGCUUAGGCUUUUACGGCUACGGACGAAGAAACAAGAGCUAGUCAUCGUUCCCGACCCGAAAUACCUCUUGAUCGUGAUCCACGAGACACUCGCGCCUGCGUCAUGAAAUGAACCCCUCUCGGAUGUUUUACAGGAGAUGAAGAAAACUUAGCAAGGGCAAACUCCUCCGUUCCUGGUUAACAGGGAAUAUGAGGAUGAACACUUGGGAAACGCGUGACCAAGACGCGUGCAUGGAUCAGUGCCAUCAACCGCGUGCGUUUCCCGAAUUAAACACAAGGUGUAACGUGUCCCUGCAAUACAAAAUGUUGCACUUAGUUGGGAUCUUAUUUGCAGCUGUAUGUUGGCGGCGUAGGCCAACCAGGGGAAGCCCCAAAAGAGAUACCCCGAGAUAAAAGUCUCGAUAACCUGCCUGUCCACAGCUUCAAGUUUGAGCUGAUGAACAUGGUCUCUGCAGACCUAGGUCUACUUUUAUCACCGAAAUUUAAU